Molecule: messenger RNA, 2052 nt
Organism: Haliotis rubra (blacklip abalone)
Lineage: Eukaryota; Metazoa; Mollusca; Gastropoda; Lepetellida; Haliotidae
Product: E3 ubiquitin/ISG15 ligase TRIM25-like
Exons: 4
Coding region: 15-1874 (619 amino acids)
Molecular function (GO): protein binding; zinc ion binding
Source: RefSeq, a predicted model, not a curated record
AGGUGGACGGUGCGAUGGCAACCUCUCAGAAGCUGACGGACCAUUUCUUGUCCUGUACAAUAUGUACAGAGGUGUUUGACAAGCCCUGUACACUUGUGUGUAAUCACACCUUCUGUCGGAAAUGUAUCGUCAACUAUACCAAAACCAGACCAGAAGCCAUCAGAGCCAAGUCCCUCCUGUGUCCAUUCUGCAGAAAGAUGACGAAAGUGUCCGCCCCUGAGAGACCAAUGGAGGAGUGGGCGGAUGACGUCAAACCUAUCUUUCUCAUCCAGGGACUCUUGGACUCGUUUGGCCCUGGAUCCAAAGAUACGACCAAUUGUACCUACUGCCAAGAACAUGGGGAGACAACUCUGGCUGUUGCUUGCUGCUCCGUCUGUGAUGAUGCACUCUGUGAGAAAUGUACUGGAGCUCACAACCGCAUCCCAUCAUUUCGAAACCAUGACGUCACUGACCUGUCUGGAGAGGUCAAGGUCAAGGGAAAGCGAAAGGCCAUGUGCAAGGAGCACAAACAGGAGUCGCUAGAAUUUCUGUGUCAGGACUGCAAGAAGGCCGUGUGUCAGAAAUGUUGCAUACUUUACCACAGGAAAUGUGAUGCCGUUGUCACGAUCACCUCACAGAUGGUGACAAUGAAAACAGAGCUAACAGAAAUGAAGAAGUCAUUAUCAAACAAGGAAGGUGAGACGACACUUCGUGUGAAGGAACAAAAGUUGCAGGAGCAGAGAGAGAGAGAUCAUUAUUCACUGAUGAAGUCACACAUUCAUUCCGCAUGCCAGAAAGUUAUAGAUCGGGCCAAGAAAAAAGAAAGGAAGCUACUCGAUCGGAUGGAAGAUAUUUCACAUAAACACAUCGGGCAAUUGAAAGCAGACAUAAAGACAGGUGAGAUGUCGGCCGGUGAUGUGGAGGCUGUCGGAGACGCUGACCUGAAGGAGGGAGGACGAAUAGCCAGUUUCACAUUCAGACAGGACACAGACAAGCUGAUUAAAGCACUGGACGAUCUAGAGCUAGGUGAGAUAGAGGUCCUGUAUGAGAGUGUGCUGGACCUGAAGGCUACUCCUGUGUUACAAGACACCAUUGACAUAACCGUAGCAGGCGAUAGGAGUAAACCAAUGCCCAGUGACGUGACAGUGCUGGUGGUGAAUGACACAGAUACCGUUGUAGUCACAGACUGGUAUAACCACAGUAUGAAGUCCUUCUACGUCAAGAACAACCAGACACAGCAUAGCAAACUCAGACUGAGUGGUGACCCAUGGAGUGUGACCAAGUUGACACACGAUCAGGUAGCUGUCACUGUGCCAGACACCCAACAGAUUGUAACAGUAAAAGUCAAACCAGACCUGGAGUUACUGACAACCAUGAGGACCAGCAAACAGUAUUGGGGUAUAACGUCGCUGACUCCAUCAACACUAGCAGCUGGUUCCCACUCUGCUCUCUGUGUUGAUAUCCUGGAUAUGACAGGAAACGUGCUGAGGUCUAUCAGUUCACGCCACAAAGGUAACAACAUCUUACAGUAUCCCAACUUCCUCAGUACCAGGACAGGUAACAUCCUGGUAUCUGACUGGGGAACCAAGCGUGUCGUGUGUCUGACCCCCGAGGGAGAUGUGGUGUUCAGCUACAGCCCUACAGGAGACACAGCACUGGAGUGUCCUCGGGGUAUCACAAGUACCGACACAGGCGACAUCCUGGUUACAGACUACAGACAACACAGAGUCAUCCAUCUGACUGAGUCAGGACAGUUUGUAAGAAACAUACUGACAGAAGAGGGCGGUAUUACGUGUCCUGUGGGUGUCUGUGUAGACCCAUCUGGUUACAUGUAUGUUUGUCUCGGCACUAAAGGAGUUGUUAAGGUGUUCACUUGUCUUGCGUGUCUGACGUGAUGUAGGAGUAUUCACACUCUCAGCUUCCUUACGUCAUCAGGGAAGGAUCUUUAAAAGCCGGGACAGUAUGAUGUGGACCAUAGACAAGAAGUCUUAAAGAUUAUAUUUUGGAUACCUCAGGUAUAUGUAUGUCUCCAAUACAUGAGAUAUCAUCACUUAAUUGAAUAACCAAUAUGUC